UAUCGAGCAAGCGCCGUGAAAGGUUCGAUGACGCUAUUAUUGGUAGAUUCCGCGUGGCCGCGCCGCCCAAAAAUAGGAUAAAACAGGUCUGCAGGUCGCAAUUGGUGGCGCAAAAGUAUAGUUAUAUAAGACAAGGUCCCUACCACAGAAAGCGAGUUAAACAUCCAUGACUCUCCGUCUCUACAAAAUAUACCCUUGCUUAAACAAACAAGACACGAAAGAAGAAUACUCAGACUAUAUGACAAACCUGUCAUCCCAACAUAAUUACCCAUUGGAUUCUACCGUCAUGGAGUCUUACCCAACAUCCAAAACCUACUCCUCAAUGGAUUCCUGCCGUAUUACCGUUACAGCACCUGCAACAACGAUGGCAUCGACAACUAUGCCGACGGCAGCUACUUUUAGCAGUGUUGUUGAUGGUAAUGCUGGAAAGGAAAGAGGGAAAAAGGAGCUUCAUGUGAUAAAAGAUCCCACGACAACAACAAUGAAGUUCAAGCCAGCAGAAAUACUGCCGAAACAGCCAAGUGCGGAGGAUAAAAAAAUGCGCUUAGACAGCCACUAUUAUAAUCCAAUGAACGAACCACGACCGACGUCAAGUUUCCCAAUGCUUCCCCCUCCUAUCCCUUCUUCUCCUGAAUCAGAAUCAUCCUUGUACUCCUCUUCAACAUCAUCGUCUUCAACAUCAUCACCUUCAACAUCAUCAGUAUCAUCAUCUUCAUCGAUCUUGGAAAAGAAACAAUGGCCAGAAUACCAAACCGACAAGUUUUCCAGGCAGCACAAUCAACGGUUUAACGUACUGCGACGUAUCAGGACGACCCCUGUUUCAGCGCUAGCAUCAUCACCAGUCGCCAGUCAGUGCACAAAAUGCGACCAGUACUUUACACGGCACCGGGAUAUGCAACGGCAUAUCAAAUCUGUGCAUCAGGAGAAGCAGUACCAGUGUUCCUGUGAUUGUAAAUUCACUCGCCUCGACUCGCUUAAACGACACCAAAGAAAAAAGGCUUGCAACAAUCUCCGUUUAUUAUCAUUAUCAUCAUCAUCGUCGUCGCCAUUAAAGUCUAGUAGUACUCAUAUCGUGAAUAUGCCACGGACACCUUGAAACGCGUGAAGUUGCUUGCAUUUCUUUAAAUGGAUGCAUGAUCUUUUCUAAUCGCGUCUGCUACAUUGUCGGUAGCAUUAUGCUAUGAAUUUACUAUAUGAUGUCAGUGUAUAUCUAACUCGCCUAUCCAUCCAUCCCUUCCCCAAAACAAUUAAAUGUACAUACAAUCAUGUAAUAUGAUGGACUACAGUAAAAGAAUCAGAGCCUGCUCUGUUUGAAUCGCCAUACGGAAAAUUCCAAAUUCAAUAGUAGGCGGAGAGCCCUCUUUCCGACUCUUAUUACUUAUUGCUAACACGUAACUUAUAUAUACACACACACACACACCAUGUU
Zychaea mexicana is the source of this 1426-nucleotide messenger RNA. RefSeq lists its product as uncharacterized. The transcript has 2 exons. Lineage: Eukaryota; Fungi; Mucoromycota; Mucoromycetes; Mucorales; Lichtheimiaceae. Bases 167 to 1096 code for a protein of 309 amino acids. The record is from RefSeq and is a predicted model, not a curated record.